This is a messenger RNA of Harpegnathos saltator (Jerdon's jumping ant), 801 nucleotides long. RefSeq lists its product as uncharacterized. Lineage: Eukaryota; Metazoa; Arthropoda; Insecta; Hymenoptera; Formicidae. The record is from RefSeq and is a predicted model, not a curated record. The transcript is spliced from 3 exons. The coding region runs from base 134 to 439 and encodes 101 amino acids.
GAGAGAGAGAGAGAAAGAGAGAGAGGUGUGCGAUGAAGAGAUCAGUCUUCUGUUACAGUCUUAGACGUGGUGGCGGUCACAUCGAAAGCCUAGCGUAGUUGCCUUUGGAAUUUUGCAAGUCGGUUCGCGAAGGAUGAGACUUUGUGCGCGAUAUCAGCGGCGACGGCAUGAGAUGAGAGAUCAGGCGGGAUUCGAGGCGAAGAUAACUGUAGCUCCGGCAAAUAUCCAGUUCGGGGACCAGGAGCAGGAUCAGCUCAGAGUGUCGUCAUCGUAUAUUGCAACCUUCGUCAUCUUCAACACCUGGCACGUUUCAAGCGAUCGUAUCGCAGCAGCCGGCCUGAAACGUAAAGCGAAAUUCGAGCCGCAGUGUUCGCCUUGCGAAUCGAAGGAUACGCGAAAGAUCUCGCGCCAUUCACCGCGCGACGGCACGCACGCCUGACCAAUGAAUUUGUCUUGACCGAUGAAAUUAAACGAUCUCGACAUAUCGUGCGGGAGCACAUCAAGAAGUCAGCCGAAUCCAGCAGGCCCGCCAACGGAAAAGAGACUCGAUCUGGUCGGGACCAAAUCCGCCGGAAUCGUGCAACGGAUGUGGUCCGUCACGUGAAUUUGUUUCGAAUGACAGGAACUACUCCUCCGUCCCUCGCCCAACUUGCGAAUUUAAUCGUGUAACGGAUCGAUUUCGAGAAAUCCCCCCCAUCUGCGUAUCGGUUGUCGAGAUAUCCUGAAUUUCGUCCGCGAAAACGCGCGUUUAACCCCUAAAGGGUUACUACGGGUCCAAUUCCACCCUGUGUGAAUUUUUUA